Messenger RNA from Maniola jurtina (meadow brown), 697 nucleotides. RefSeq names its product U7 snRNA-associated Sm-like protein LSm10. The record is from RefSeq and is a predicted model, not a curated record. Lineage: Eukaryota; Metazoa; Arthropoda; Insecta; Lepidoptera; Nymphalidae. Gene Ontology annotation, molecular function: U7 snRNA binding; histone pre-mRNA DCP binding. The coding region runs from base 276 to 677 and encodes 133 amino acids. The transcript has 4 exons. Gene Ontology annotation, biological process: mRNA 3'-end processing by stem-loop binding and cleavage. Gene Ontology annotation, cellular component: cytoplasmic U snRNP body; nuclear body.
CCAAAGAGUAUAUGGAACCACUACGAGUACUAGUUUAAAAAACUUCAUUUUGUAGGUAUUUUAUUUUUAUUUGCUUGUGAUUUGAUUGAACUCACCGAGGUAAAAGAAAGAUUAAUUAUUGAUUGCUGAAUUUUAUUAAAAAGUGAUUAUCAGUGAAUUCAGCAAUAGAAUUUAGACACAUUCCCUUUGCCUCGUGAAACCAAUUAACAAAGUAAGUUCGAGCCGCAUACUUAUACAGUUAGUUUUAUCAGACCACAGGUAUCAGCGUUAGUAAAAUGAAUUUUGAGGGUACAUCAAGGGAAAAAUUCUUUUACCACAAUACAUUGUUGUGUUUAAUUAGAUGUUUGCAAGACAAAAAUAUUACAGUUGACCUUCGCAAUGAUUCAUACGUUUGUGGUCAAUUAGUUGCAGUGGAUGGUUUUAUGAAUCUAUCAUUCUGUAAAGCUGUAUAUUGUGAUACACAACAAAAUGAAUACUUUUUUGAUAAUCUAUUUAUACAAGGUCGGAAUAUUAGAUAUGUUCACAUACCAGAGACGAUGACCAUCUUAGGAAGUCUUACUAAUGAGUUGAAAAGAAACAAAGGCAGAAAACCUGGUCUGAAACCAGAAGUAAAAUCAACAAAAGCAACAAAAGCACUAAAACAGCACAUGAAGACUGUUGCAGAGUUAGACAAUUAAUUCAAACAUAUUAAAAGAUU